Zychaea mexicana is the source of this 669-nucleotide messenger RNA. RefSeq lists its product as uncharacterized. The annotation marks the transcript as partial. The record is from RefSeq and is a predicted model, not a curated record. The transcript has a single exon. Lineage: Eukaryota; Fungi; Mucoromycota; Mucoromycetes; Mucorales; Lichtheimiaceae. Gene Ontology annotation, molecular function: zinc ion binding; nucleic acid binding.
GCUCAAGCACUAACGAGUCAGCCUCUUUUUCGACGAGGGUCUGAAGAAUUCAGCAUCUUUUACGAUGUUACUGGUGACAAAUUAGGUCCCAAAGCUUUUUUCGAUGCCGCUAGGGCACGAUUCCCCACUGGCGUUGGCCUUGGUAGACUAACGCAUCGUGAUAAAGGCCGUGUUCUUGUCGAAAUUAUUUUGAACUCUGAACAAUCGUGUACCCAAGCUUGUGAAACCCCUCUUCAGGUUACAGACGAGGUGUCGUACACUGCUACUCGUUCGCUUCCACCGGAUAACGAAGUAUUCCGGGUCACUUUGGACAAACUCCCGAUAAUCCCACUCGUCGAUCUGGAAAAAGGGCUACGAUCUUGCCUAUCGCAAUACGGUCGCAUCCUACAUCUCGGCUUGUAUGACGACGUCAAUGGUGGGUGGUUCUGUGGUCGUGGUUUUGCGGUUUUGUGUAAACUCCCUACGGACGAUUUUGCCCCCCUGACACACCGCAUGGCUUCUUGUUUCUCUGCCGGAAACACGGUUCGUAGCUUCCUUGCAACAUGGGCGGAUAUGGGAGUAUAUUGUCGUUAUUGCCAUGAUACCACCCACAGUAUCAGUCGUUGUCCAGACCGACCGACCCACGUGUGUUUCAAUUGUGAGCGUCCGGGUCACCUCCAACGCAAUUGC